AGUUUGUUAAAAAAACGCCAAAAAAUUAUCAAUAAAAAAAAAUAAAGCAUUUACCAUCUUCAUAAAUAUUCUCACCAUCUUCUUCCUUCAAUUUUGCUAAAUUCUAACAAAAUCGUGUAGAUUGGCGUGGGCAGUGACACUCAGUGACCUUUCUUUUUAGAUUUUACUCCUCUUGUCUUCUAUAAUAAUAGUAUAACCAAAAGCAAAAACAGAAUAGAAUGUCUACGCUCCAUUGCCAUUUCCAAAUCCAAAUCCAAAUCCAAUCAGAUAUUUGCUCCGCUCUUCAAAUAGCUUCCUCCACCUUUCGCUGUCUCCGAUCUAGGACUUUCAACCUCCCUCGUCGGCUUCUCCUUCCACCUCUCCAUUCUCAUUCCACCACCUCUUUCGUUUCGCUCCCAAGAGCUUUCUCUAACGACGCUAGCGUUCCCGACAAGCCUUCGAUUUGUACAGCCGACGAGCUCCACUAUGUGUCGCUUCCUAAUUCUGAUUGGCGCCUUGCCCUCUGGCGAUAUCACCCUCCUCCUCAGGCGCCUCGGAGAAAUCAUCCGCUGUUAUUGUUGUCUGGAGUGGGGACUAAUGCCAUUGGAUACGAUCUUUCUCCCGGGUCUUCAUUUGCUAGAUACAUGUCUGGCCAAGGCUUUGACACAUGGAUUCUUGAAGUUCGUGGCGCUGGGCUGAGUGUGCAGGCGUCAAAUUUCAAAGAAUUUAAGGAAACAGCUGAUGCAGUAUCUGAGCAGAUGGAAACCAUGGUUAAGAGUGUGAUAAAGGGAGUUUCUUCUCAGCAGCAGCCAACUAAUGUUUCUGGUUCCUUAUCAGAUUCUGAGAUUUCUUUUCUUAGAGAAGAUUCAAUAGGGAUUGGAACAGCAUGGGAUGAAUCAAAAGUGGUGACAAAGUUAACAGAAAUUUUCAUGCGUUUAUCUGAGAGACUAUCUGGCUUUCUUAGUGACAGCCAAUUGAGACUUAUCUCUGCUAAAUUAUUUGAUCAAAUAUCAAAACUUUUGGAAGAUUCUCAAUUAUCUGAACGCUUUGAGGAGGUAAGGGCAAAGCUUUCCAACUUACUAGAAAAACAACAAAACUCUGGUAUUGCUAGCCAAAUUAGAGAUCUGAGUCAAAGGCUUGUAAAUAUUAUUGAAGAAGGCCAACGAUCUGUUUCACCUCAGUUCAUUGAUAUACAAGAGCGGCUUUCUUCAACAAUAGAAGAUUUUCAGAAACAACUUGACUUGAUUGUGAAGUAUGAUUGGGAUUUUGAUCACUAUCUGGAGGAGGAUGUUCCUGCUGCGAUGGAAUACGUAAUGGCACAGACAAAGCCAAAGGAUGGAAAAUUGCUUGCAAUUGGUCAUUCAAUGGGAGGCAUAUUGCUUUAUGCUAUGCUGUCACGGUGUGGUUUUGAAGGACGGGAACCUAGACUAAAGGCUGUUGUUACUUUGGCAUCAUCACUUGAUUACACAUCUUCAGAUUCGACACUCAAAUUGCUCUUGCCUCUUGCAGAUCCUGCACAAGCUCUUAAUGUCCCCGUUGUUCCCUUAGGAACGCUAUUGGCAGCUGCUUACCCUUUAUCAUCACAGCCUCCUUAUGUCUUGGCUUGGCUUAAUAAUCUAAUAUCAGCAGAGGACAUGAUGCAUCCGGAGUUGCUAAAAAAGCUUGUCUUAAACAACUUUUGUACAAUACCUGCUAAACUUAUUCUGCAGCUCGCAACAGCUUUUCGAGCACAGGGUUUAUGUGAUAGGAGUGGUAAAUAUUUCUACAAGGAUCAUCUACAUAAAAGCAAUGUCCCUGUCCUGGCUAUUGCAGGAGAUCAAGAUAUAAUUUGUCCACCUGAAGCUGUAGAGGAAACUGUGAAGCUUUUUCCUGAGAACUUGGUUAUGUUUAGAGUAUUUGGAGAACAACAGGGUCCGCAUUAUGCACAUUAUGAUUUGGUGGGAGGGCGAUUGGCUGUGGAGCAAGUUUAUCCAUGUAUAGUCCAGUUUCUUAGUCAAUAUGAUUAAACAUGAUAUCUGAGCCAAGAAACACAUCUACGAAAGAUUUGAUAAAGCAGCGAUUCAUUUUUCCUAGCGGUGUUAACAUACCUUUUUGUUGUAAUCUUGGCAGCAUGAAAUGUGCCUAUUUAUGCCAGUCACAGAGUUAAUGUGACUGAUCAUUUUGGCGGAUGCAUUGCAAUUGAAACAAUGGAUGUAGGAAGAACCUUCAAAAUACGUCGCUGAAUUUGUACUAAUGAUGAAGAAAACUCUUGGGGUUAAAAUCACCCAAAAAGGACAAAAAAAAAAAAAGCAUCAACUAAAAGUGGUUGGGACCCGUUUGUCAAAAUGAUUUGGAUUAAGCUCAAUGUUACAAGUUUCUUGAAGAAUUUUUUUGUUUUUUUUGUUUUGUUGCUAAACUAUUGUACUAUGUGUUGUCUUAAGAUAAUCUUGAAGUCCUAAAUGAGGUGUUUGGUUGGCGAAAA
Molecule: messenger RNA, 2440 nt
Organism: Durio zibethinus
Lineage: Eukaryota; Viridiplantae; Streptophyta; Magnoliopsida; Malvales; Malvaceae
Product: alpha/beta hydrolase family protein
Source: RefSeq, a predicted model, not a curated record